AUGCCGGUGAGAUUGUGGGGCCUGGUGCAGGUCAUCAUGAAAGCCUUUCCACCUCCGCCUCGUAAGUACAAGAACGUGGACCUUUUUGCUGGCAAGUGUGCCAUAUCGAGGAGUUUCAAAGCCCAAGGGUAUGCCACAUGCUCCAUGGACAUAGAGAUCAAUGAGCUUGAUGACAUUCUCAGCCCUGUGGGUUUUAUUCGCACUCUUUAUGCAGCAAUCCACAUUGCUCGUGGAGGGCUCUGCACUAUGGGGGUAGUUUGCUCUUCUUUUACACAAAUCAACCGAGGAACUUCAGGACGCACAGCAGAAAAUCCGCUUGGCAGGGAGCAUUAUCCAAGUGUGGCAAAGGCCAAUUUGAUGCUGGUGAGGGCUGUACUCAUCAUGAUCACAGUGCUUCACUUUCAAGGGCAUUGGAUGCUGGAAAACCCACUAUCGAGCAUAAUAGACCUGAUGCCGCGGUUCCGGAAGCUCUUGGACAACACCGUCCACCAUCGCUGCCACACGUGGUUGGGCAUGUUCAAGGCUCCGACACCGAAACCCAUCAAGUUGUACUCUGAUGAUCCCUUUGUUCAACAUCUUCACAGGACUCUUGAUAGAUCCCGCUUUGCUAAAUCCGACACGACGAUCAAGUACAAAAACCGGGCAGGGCAAACCCGAUUUCGUGGAUCUGCUACACUCAAGGCGUCUCAAGUAUAUCCUGGAAGGUUUGGACGCGAGGUUCUUCAUGCAUGGGAGACAUAUGCCCGUGAGAGACCAAAUAGGAUGCAGCUACUUGACUUCAGCAACGAUCCAUGGGAAGAUGCCCAGCUCUCCGAGUGUGAGGCUUGGCUUGAAACCCGCAUCCAGGAGCGAGCCUCCAAGUCCAAGGAGACUUUGAUGGCCGACCUUGCUGCAUGA
This is a messenger RNA of Durusdinium trenchii, 897 nucleotides long. NCBI's taxonomy places the organism in Eukaryota, Dinophyceae, Suessiales, Symbiodiniaceae. The record is from the annotation of a GenBank genome assembly.